AUGCUGGGAGAAAAAAAGAAAACCAUGCUUCUCAACACCAAGUCGCCGACCAUCGACCUGCAUGCGGCUGACAAGGUCAAGCGGUGGCCCACGUGCGUGCCACUCGACGACAUCCCAUCUCUACUCGAGGUUGAGGAAGCGGUACGGGAAAUGGCCAACAGAAAGGCCGUCGGGCCGGACGACCUACCGGCUGAGCUGAUCAAGCUUUUCCUGGACGGAGAUCAAGGUCUCCUCCGCGAGUUUCACGCCACUGUCGUGGACGUGUGGCAGACGGGGGACGUACCACAGCAGUGGAAGGAUGCCACCAUCAAAGUGCUGUUCAAGAAGGGGGACACGAUGGAGUGCGGCAACUACCGGGGCAUCUCUCUCGUCGCCCACGCCGGCAAGGUGCUGCUGCUUAUCGUCGUCGCUACACCAUUGAGCCACUACUGCGAGCGAGAGGGCAUCCUCCCGGAGGAGCAGAGUGACGAGAUCCGAAGCGGAUUGGCCAAGUUCAGUGGUGACCCAGGCGACAACGUCGGCUGGCGAACCCUGCAGACCUCCUUGUUAAUGGAGGACAAGCUGCACAAGGUUCUGUUGGGAGUGGAGAAAGCCCCUUCGGAUCCCGGACCUAGUGCUACGCCGGACCAGACUUCGGCAUGCCAAUCUGCCCUGGAAGGGUACCAGGACAAAAACGGACAGAUCUUUACACGGCUGAUGCUCGCCACAUCUGAAACCGGGGGCUACCAGAGCACGGCCUCGCAGACUGUGCAGGCAUACGCGCCUAUCGGAUCUUCCUACAACGGAGACGGGCGUGGAGCCUUCCUCGCCCUGGAACGAAAGUACCAGGCCGCUGGGGCAUACCGACUACUGUGCGGCCAAGCUGCUGGGAGCGUCUUGUCCUUCGAGGAGGUCGCCGACCGAGCCACUUCGUUCCACGCGAUGCACAUUCGUGGUAAAAUUGCGUCGAAGAACGCGUCCGGAAGCAGCAGCCGUGCGCUGAAUACCGUCACACACGGCGGAGCGCGUUCUUUCCGUAAGGGCGGCGGUCAUCAUGGUCGUGGACGCGCGCAGCGCGGUGGACAAGGAGGACGUGGCAGCUGGAACAACUCGUCGAACCGUAACAACGGGUCCACGAGGGGGAACAACAGCAACGACCAGAACCAUGGCGGCGCGACUUCUGGCGACGGAGCUGGUGCGUCUUCCGACAACCGGUCCUCUGGACGGCCGAACCACACGCAGCAAAAACGCGGGUACGACAGGGACGGCCUAUGCAGUUACUGUCACAAUUCUACGGAACACACCUGGACGAACUGCCCGCUUCGCGCCUCCAAUGCCACGCGGUUUUCGAACCGUGAACAACAGCAACCGCAGCAGCAGGUCAACACGACCGCGGAAGCCACGACACAGGCGUGGCUCACGCACGCACGCGAGGUAGACCUCACGCUGGAAUCAUUCGACAUCGCCAUAGGCGAUCCCGAGCAGGUGCCGUUUGCGCCUGCUGCAUCGACCCCUGAGGAGGCGCCCGAUGCAAAUGUCGGGCAGGUGCUGGCUGCGCUUGCCACAGCUUCGCUACAAUUGUUGGAGCGUGCUGUCCCAUUGCAGGUGCCGAUUGCGCCUGCCACAGCAGAGGAAACCGAGGAGCCUGCUGCCUCCUACGAGCAGGAAAAGGACCCGCCUGCCGCGAUACAGCAUGAGGAGCUGGUCGCGUACACCAACGUUUUUCGUGCAGUGGACAAGACAGCGCCCGCCGAGAAUACGAGGGUGUUCAUCGACACCGCCGCUUCGGGACACAUGGUAAGCGGCGAGAGCCCAGUCUCACAACAUGUAGUCGACUUGGUUGACUGCGACGUCCGCAUCAAGGGUUCGUGCGGCACAUCCAGCGCCACCAAGAAAGUGGACAAGACAGCGCCCGCCGAGAAUACUAGGGUGUUCAUUGACACCGCCGCUUCGGGACACAUGGUAAGCGGCGAGAGCCCAGUCUCACAACAUGUAGUCGACUUGGUUGACUGCGACGUCCGCAUCAAGGGUUCGUGCGGCACAUCCAGCGCCACCAAGAAAGAGGUGCCUCAAAUGUACGUCGUGAAUCUCAUCCUGGACGACCUGAAUCUCGACCUGCCUAGUUCUAAGCUCGUUUUCCGUGCCGAUACCGAUGCCGGUGUCUGGCACCGGAGGAUGGGACAUUGCAAUGCGCGUGCCGUGAAGCAGCUCUCGGAUAAGGAAGGCACCAGCAUCAAGUUCACUACCAACAUUCGACCAGGUGACUGCGAAGUGUGCGAUGUAUCUAAAAGCAAGAAGGCGAGUCACCGCCCAGUUGGCCGCGCCCGUUCACCGACGCGAAUGAUGCUUAUGCAUCUGGACCUGUGGGGGAAACAUGGUGUGCCAUCGUACAGCGGAUGUCAGCAUAUCGCAAUGUUCACCGACGAUAAGUCUCGCAUGCGGUGGGGCAUCCACCUGAAGAUAAAGGAUGAAGUGACUGACGCCCUCGAAGCCCUGAUUAAAGAAGUCGCCGACCCCGAGGGCAUCUGCAUCGGGAAAAUCCAUUGCGAUGGCGCAGCCGACUUCAAGGAUAGGUUGUUAGCAAUGUGUCGGUCCUUCGGGAUUGCUGUGGAGACAAGCCCCCCGUACGUCCCUCAAGGGAAUGCUGUCGCCGAACGUGGUUUCGGGACUGUCAUCGGUGCAGCACCCGACUUCAAGGAUAGGUUGUUAGCAAUGUGUCGGUCCUUCGGGAUUGCUGUGGAGACAAGCCCCCCGUACGUCCCUCAAGGGAAUGCUGUCGCCGAACGUGGUUUCGGGACUGUCAUCGGUGCAGCACGUAACCUCAUGCUUGGAGCUCCGCACCUGCCGCGUCAACUGUGGGCGGAAGCCAUGAAGGCCGCCAUUUACAUCAAGAACCGCACACCUACUGACGUCCUGGACGACAAAGCACCACUUGUGGUUUGGGAGGACAAACCACUCGGCAGCUUGAAGCACAUGCAUGAGUGGGGGUUUGUAACGUUUAAACACGUAGAAGCUCGCUUGCGAAACAAUAAGUUUUCUGCUAGGGCGAAGAAGUAUUACAUGGUGGCAUACAAUACAACCAGCAAGACGUGGCGGCUAUGGGACCCGGCGGAACCACUCAAAAUUACAAACUCUGCUGAAGUGUCAUUCCGCGAGGUAGAUGCCCGCGACGUCGCUCGCCCCAUGCACGGGUCUGACCCAUUUCCCGAACAAUGCCAGAUUUUCCAGCCCGGCAUUAUCACUGGGGCCGAGACAAGAGACGAGGAACCAGAACCGGCAGACACGAACGACGGACCGGACGAAGAACCGCCCGCGGUGCGCAAAAGCGGUCGCACGACAAAGCUGCGGGACCGUCUGAACCUGUUUACGACGGAGCAGGUGUUCGAAACAGAAUACGCACUGGUGAUCGGAGGUGAGAUCGGGAACCUUGGUCAAGGGAUACCUGGCCAACUAGGAUACAUGCCCGCCGAUCCACCGAACUACCGCGCAGCGGUCAACGGACCAGAUGCCGUUGGAUGGAUGAAAAGCAUGGAGGAGGAGAAUCGCUCCUUCCUAGACCACGACGUUUAUGAGUGGGUCGAUCCCCCGCGCGAUGCUCAAAUCAUCCCGUCAAAAUACACCUACAAAUGGAAGUACAACGAGGCCGGCAUCGAUGUGCGACAGAAAUCGAGAAUCGUAGUGCAAGGAUUUCACGAAACUGAGACCGGAACCGACAAUGCUGCACCGGUAGCGUCUCUCCAAGCCGUCCGUCUGAUCGUUGCGCAUGCUGCCAAGAAUGGACAUAGUCUUCGCCAAGCCGACACCAGGACGGCGUUCCUCCACGCGAGGAUGGAACCGGGAUCGAAAUCAGUCUCAGAGCGUGGCUUUACGGGUUGCGUUUUUUCCCCAAAAGGCCGGUGGGGCACUCUGCACGAUUUUCUCCUGAAGAUCGAAUUUGUUGAGGGCACCGCUGAACCGUACGACGGAGAUGUGCUCCUUCUCGUUUAUGUGGAUGAUAUUCUGCUGACCGGGGAGGGCGAGAACAAAGCGCUGAGCAUAGUAGAUCAGCUGAAUGAGCGUUUCGAAACAGUGGACCUGGGAGGAGCCAGAUUCCUGCUCGGUAUGGGAAUCAACCGAGACAGAGCCGCAGGGACAAUUCUUUUGGAACAAGAAGCGUAUACCAACGCAGUGUUGGACAAGUUCGGCAUGGCCGACGCGCGUCCGACGACAUCUCCGUCUGAGGCUGGACCGGUGUCCGUCUUGGAGGACGAGGUGAUGUCAGCGGAGGAUACCACAUAUUUCCGCUCCGCCACAGGCUCGCUUAAAUAUCUCAGCAGGUGCACAAGGCCCGACAUUACUCACUCCGUGAUGGUUCUGACGCGGAGUACGGCGAAACCAGGUAAGAGGGUGAUGCAGAAACUCAAACGCGUACUCAGGUACCUGAAAGGGACGAUAUCAAUCGGUGUACGCUACGGCGAGGAUGCCGAAGAUGGAAACGUCAUUACCGCGUUUGUCGACUCAGAUUUUGCAGGCGACCUAGACAAGGGCUCCUCCACCACGGGAGUCGUCCUGUACUUCGCUGGUGGACCGGUGGAAUGGACACUAUCCAAGCAAACGGUGGUGGCGACCUCUUCCGUUGAGNUCAAUCGGUGCGACCUAGACAAGGGCUCCUCCACCACGGGAGUCGUCCUGUACUUCGCUGGUGGACCGGUGGAAUGGACACUAUCCAAGCAAACGGUGGUGGCGACCUCUUCCGUUGAGGCAGAGUUCGUGGCUUUGUCAAAGGGGUGCAACAUCAUCAAGUACUUCCGCCACCUGCUGGACACCAUAAAUCAGACUCAGGAGGAAGCAACCGUGGUGUGGGAGGACAACUCGGGAGCUCUGAAAUUAACUCGCAGCUUCCGUAUCACCCCAAGGACAGGGCACAUUGACGUAACGUUUCACCACGAAAGGUCGCUGGUAGCUGAUGGAGUCGUAGGCGUGAAGCAAAUAUCGACGUCGCUUCAGAAAGCGGAUAUUAUUACACAAGGGCUAACCCCGUCGGACNGA
This is a messenger RNA of Ectocarpus sp. CCAP 1310/34, 5007 nucleotides long. The record is from the annotation of a GenBank genome assembly. NCBI's taxonomy places the organism in Eukaryota, Phaeophyceae, Ectocarpales, Ectocarpaceae.